Aspergillus ruber CBS 135680 is the source of this 1589-nucleotide messenger RNA. Its product is annotated as RNA-binding protein. Bases 178 to 1095 code for a protein of 305 amino acids. The record is from RefSeq and is a predicted model, not a curated record. The transcript is spliced from 5 exons. Gene Ontology annotation, molecular function: RNA binding. Lineage: Eukaryota; Fungi; Ascomycota; Eurotiomycetes; Eurotiales; Aspergillaceae.
GGAACUGUAUCUGCGUUGAUUUGAUUUGUUUUCUGUCGAAUAUUUUUUGUUAGUUCUUUUUUUGAAAGGUUCACUCUGCUAUUCUUCUUUUGAUACCCCUUAGUAUCCGUUGUCUAGACCGGAUACCUUGUACUCGUCGCUGUUUCUAUUCGAGUUUUGGAUAAUUCAACAGACAAAAUGGUUGACGCUCCUGAAAUCCCGCAGCAAGAAACUCCCGGGAGAUCACCCUUCCAGAAUGGUGUGAGAACGAACGGUCGUGCUUUCAACUCCCCCAACUGGCGUAUGAAGGGAGAAGAAAGCCCCAAUGUGGAGGGUCAGGGUUCUCCCAAGCCCAGGACAAGCACCUCCAGACUGGCUUUCAGCAGACCAAGCCCACACGUUCCCCAUGCUAUCUCCGAGGGCCGACGUCUUUAUGUCGGCAACAUGCCUUAUACUGCCAAGUCUGAAGAUGUGGAAGCCCUGUUUACAGCGGCGGAAUUCUCCAUCGAGCGUAUCGACAUUGCGAUCGAUCCUUUCACGGGCCGAAACCCCUCCUACUGCUUCGUUGACCUGCCGACAAAGGACCUCGCUGAUCGGGCAAUGGUCGAAUUGGACGGCCAUGACAUGCUUGGUCGCCCUGUCAAGAUUAAGCCCGGUGUGGUGAAAUCUCAGCAACAGCGCAUGGAUGGAGAGAAGGGUCCACUAUUUUCCGUCGACCGCUGGAGGCGAAAUGACACUCCUACUUUCGCCAAGGUGAACAGUGACUCGAGCCGUCGUCUGUACGUUGGCGGUCUGCCCAAAUUGACCGACCACGAAGCUCUCAGCAUCAACAUCAACAACUUCUUCAAAGAUUACGAGGUUGAGAAUGUCAGCAAGCUGUUUACUCCUCACCCCUCCAAGAGAUUCGAACCCGGUGACCACUACUACCUUUUUGUCGACUUCAGCACUGUCGAAGAGGCUCAGGAGGCCAUGAACACUAUGAAUGGCAAGGAGGGUCCCUGGGGCGCCAACCUUAGGGUCCAACGAGCCCGGGGAGAGACAUGGAGGGACGAGAGAAGCAAGAUGCCUUCUACCGAGACGACUGAGAUCGCUGCUGCCGACGAAGUUUCUGUAUAAAAUACCUUGAGUGAUUACCGAUUUUACGCCUACCACCGGUUUUGAUGGGAUAAACGCAAAAGCAAAAAAAGUUUUGGGUCGUUGCUUUCCCAACAGGAUGGCAUUCCUGUGUGUUGCUGCAAAAGGACUACAUCGCAAUCUGAUCUUCGUGUCAAUAGCGAGACGAAAUCGUGGGGAAAGGCGGCUGCUGUGCUUCGUUAAUACCAGGUCUGACGUUUUGUUCAUGCCUGUCAUGCAUGAUGCUGCAGGUACCUGUGGCCUUGAUCCAGCGAAACCCAGAUGCCGGUUGGAGCAUCACCUCUGCUCGAUUUCAUUGGUUUCAAGCAACAGCAUUGGAGGAAGGUAACGACAGGUUGGGAGUUUUGGAAAUUGGGCAUAUUUUAACGUUUACCAUACUCAAAAAAGCGUGAUGAUCAUUAGCGAACAGGAUAAUCUUGCAUGCAGAUUCAUACAUGUCAGUUCCGAACCGAGCAUUCUUAGUAGUAAUCUUCCCC